UUUGCCGUUUAUGUGUAGCUUGAAUGCCUUGAUUAGUAUUCCUUGGGUUAUAUUAAUAUAUUGUUGGUGCUACAGACUGCUUCAUGUACAUUUUGCUUGUAAUUUACUGGUGUGACCAAUCUUCGCGAAAGGUUCCAAAUAUGGAAGACAAUGCCACAGUAAUUUGAAGAUGGGUAACACGCAUAUAUGUAAUAAAUGAACAAUGAGCUCCCCAAGUGGAUGUGUCAAUUGCAAUGAUGAGUCGGAGAUUGACACCAAACAUGAAGCUGAGUGCUCAGAGGGUGAGGAUGCUCAGAUCCGGAUUGCGCCGCAUGUGCAGGCAUACUUGGCACACAACAAUCCCACCACUACUUGCUGCGGAUUAAGUAUACCUAUAGCUUUUGAAAGGGCAGCUCCUGGCACUUGGUGGAAUCCUCGUUUUGAUUCUGAAGUACUCGAAGGCCAAUAUCGUAAUAGUUCCUUUAGGCAGAUAAGACUAAGAUUCAGAUUUGCACUUUUAUACAUAUUGAUAUUUUCUAUAACAUGGUUUAUCUACUUUGUGGUUCUUGGCCUUGGCUUCAAUAAUAUGGUAGUGAAAUGGCCAUAUUUAUGCUCAAUAUUUGGGGGAGUACUUUUGAUAACCUGCAUUAUGUUAUUUAUUACCUUUACUAAUGUGUACAAAGUGUACACACUCAAAUUGUCACUGGUGAUGGCACUCGCGUUGUGUGCACUCAGUCUCUCCCUGGUGACUCUGACCACUGUCACCCACCCUCAAGACGGUGCAGUACAGGCAGCAGACAUCAGCCAAUCUGGACACUUUACUAUGUGCAUUGAAAUUCUGCUCAUUAUUUACACAUUGACUCCACUGCCGCUUUAUGCCUGUGUUGUCAUUGGAUUACUGUAUUCCAUAAUCUUUGAAAUUCUCAACAUAGUGUUACACAUGAAAGAGGGUGAAUUGCACUACCCUGGAUUAUUUGUGAGGAUAUUACUGCAACUUUGUGUACAUAUUAUUGGAGUGCAUAUAUACCUAAUGACAUUCGUAAGGAUGCGCGGCACUUUUAUGAAAGUGGGACAGAGCUUGUUAGUUAGGAGGCAACUGGAGAUGGAAAAACAACUGAAGGAGAAAAUGAUACAUUCAGUGAUGCCGCCCAAACUUGCCAGUUGGCUAAUGGAUGAGCAAGUGCAGGAGUCUGACACUAAUCUUCGAACGCAUGAUCCUCUAAAUCCGAGGAAUUCAAAUCCGGGAACAUCAGACAUAAAGUCUUUAUUUAGACCAUUCAACAUGAGCUGCAUGGAUAACGUCAGUAUACUAUUCGCUGACAUUGUCGGUUUUACAAGAAUGUCCAGUAAUAAAGGUGCUGAAGAAUUAGUGAAUAUUUUGAAUGAUCUUUUCGAGAAAUUCGAUGAACUCUGUAAAGCGCACGGAUGCGAGAAAAUUUCAACUUUAGGAGAUUGUUAUUAUUGUGUGUCGGGUUGCCCGGAGCCGCGGCCGGACCACGCCACUUGCUGUGUCGAAAUGGGAUUGGGUAUGAUCGAAGCGAUACAGGAAUUUGAUAGAGAACGCGGGGAAGGAAUCAACAUGAGAGUGGGCGUGCACACUGGCACGGUGCUCUGCGGUAUCGUGGGCACGAGACGGUUCAAAUUUGACGUCUGGAGUAACGAUGUCUCCUUCGCUAACAAAAUGGAGUCGACAGGAAAGCCGGGCCGCGUCCAUAUAUCUGAAGAAACUAGUCGGUUUCUGGGAGGGUCUUACGUUUUGGAAGAAGGCGAGGAAGUGUUUGGUCAUAAAACCUUCUUCAUAGAGGGCCGUCAGCUGCACUCUCCCUACGACCACGAUCAGUGUCUCACUCCUUCAAAUCCCGUUAAUUUACGUCUCAUAAUAUCCCCCGCAGCCUCUCCGCAGUCUAUCCUAUCGUUCAACCAUUCUCCGCAACCUCCGUCGCGAGGUAGCCACCGAAACAAUACGCUAGCUCCUCACAAACCUGAUUCCAGCAAUUAUCUAUCGCCUACUCCAUUCCAUUUCCGUACCAAAGCUAGUUCGUUGCCCAGUAUUCUGGAUUCAGACGCUGAGCUGGAGGAUAAGAGAGAGAAGGCAUUCCCUGAGAGAGCCGACAGCUCGUCUAAAAGUCCCACUUCUGUCGGGAGCUACGGGAAAUACACGAACAAGUUGAAAAAUUGGAAAGUACCCAAAUUUUUACGGAAGCACUCGGAUACACCAUUGCACGAGAUAAAAAAGCAAGAGUUUGGUGAUAAAACUAUACACUUUUUAGAAACUGGAGCCGGUAUCGGCUUACAGUCGAACAACGGGUACCAUCAAGUGCCUAUAGUGAUAGAAUCUCAAGACAAUAAAGUCGCGAGGCCCGUGCACAGCAGCAGUAAACUCAACAUACCGCAGAGUCACGAGAUGGCAUGUUUCGAGCGCGAGAUUAUUGAUAUUCGAUCGUACUUGAGCCAGUCGCGGAGCAACAUGUCACCGUUCGCGAGAAGCAGCAGCUACCGAUCACAGUACGGUAGACCUAAUCACAUCGAGGUGCCGCCGCCGGUCCGCGCGCGCAGCUCGACGCUGAGCGCCCACCAGGGCGGGGCGGCGGGGGCGGCGGGGGUCGCGGGGGCCGCGGGGGAGGGCGACGCGCCGCGGCCGAAGGAGCGGCGCCUGCACCUGCCGCUGGCGCCGCCCGCGCGCGCCGACGACAGCGUCAGCCUGUGCCCCUCCGUCAACAGCCGCAAGGACUCCGGCAUCCGGAGCACGAGUCGGCGCUCCAGCAUUCAGCACCAGAUAUUCGCGCUGAACAACACGCUGGCCGCGUCGCAGCACGACAUGAUGCAGCAGCGCGUGUCGGGCUACUACACGUCCAGCCAGUCGUCGCUGAACGAGACGUCGCGCAGCCGCCUGCCGCCUCCGUUGGACGCGAAGCAAGUGGAGUCGCUGCAGAAACUGCGCAAGCAGUCCGACCUCCACCUCAUCCGAUGCGUCCAAGACAACGCCAGGUCGGGCGUCAAUUACUUCGUCCAACCGCCUCUCACCAGGUUCACCUUGUGCUUCAAGACUCCGGAAAUGGAAAAGUUCUACAGAGACAAAGCUCACCGAAGCGACGACUGCGAGGAUUUCCCUCCUACUCUGACCACGUCCAGGUUUAACACGGCAUUAGAUAUCCUGGUCUCGGCUAUUAUAUUCCUGUCAGUCGCCGCGUCGACGUUCGCGCUCUACGACCAGUGGCGCCGGUCUAUAGGAUGGUUUCUGUUUUUCAUCCUGAUCGAGGCGAUGGCGACCUCGCUGUGCGUAUACAGGCAUUACCUGAAAUGGAAAACGAAAAACGGCACUUUGGUAGUGACCAGAACUAUCAGGCGGUCAGUCAAAAUAUUCAAAUAUUUAUCAAAUUGGUAUCCGUGGCAUCUGUCGGGUAGCUUGUUGAUUAGUUUGCCAAUAUUGGCGGUCUUAAUAAACUUCUCUUGCCAAAACACGACCCUGACGAUAUUGCAAGGUCAGCAACCUUUCUAUGUCUACCUUUUCUGUACUAGUGUCGUGCAUUUUUGUAAUUUCACGCAAAUGAAUUGGCUCGUCAAAAAUGUCCUAGUGUCCGCAUAUUCAGGCUUGUUUCUGUUCCUUGCCGUGCUCGGCUGCCAUGAAAUGCACUCCCGGCCGGGCGACAGUGUUCAUAAAACCUUAUCGCCUCUGACUGUUGCUAACAAUGAGACAGAUUUUUUCAACGGAACGGUGAAUGAUUUGAAUGACGGCAAGGUCGAAUUCCAACACGAAAUACAUCUGAAAGAACUUUAUUUAGACACUGUUCUUCUUCUCAUGUUGGUGUGGUUUCUCAAUAGAGAGUUUGAGAUAAGUUACCGAUUGAGCUUUUACAGCAAUUUCGAAGCGAAUCGGGAUAAGCAGAAGGUCCAGAACACACGGAACCAGGCCGAUUGGCUGCUCCACAACAUUAUUCCUCGGCACGUGGCGGACCAACUGAAAAACACGGCAAAAUAUUCAGAGAAUCACAAGGACGCCGGUAUAAUAUUCGCUAGUAUAGUAAACUUUAACGAAAUGUACGAUGAAUCUUAUUUGAAAGGGAAGGAGUAUCUCAGAGUGCUCAAUGAGCUAAUUGCCGAUUUUGACGAGUUGCUUGAAAGGUCCGAGUUCCAACAUGUGGAGAAAAUAAAGACGAUCGGCAGCACGUUCAUGGCAGCCAGUGGUCUGAACCCUGACCUGAGGCGCGCCUCGAGGGACCCUCACGAGCAUCUAUUUCAGCUCAUGGACUUCGCUUUAGAAAUGCAGAAAGUAGUGGACAACUUCAACCAAGACCUGCUCGAGUUUGAUUUUAUUCUUCGUAUCGGGUUUAACUUCGGCGACGUAACUGCAGGCGUAAUAGGGACAACCAAGUUGUACUAUGACAUCUGGGGCGACGCAGUCAAUAUAGCUUCAAGAAUGGAUUCCACCGGUGUGCCUAAACGGAUCCAAGUGGGAGAGGCCUGCAUACCGGUGCUAUCCUCGAGGUAUGAAUUCGAGCAGCGCGGUAGCGUUUACGUCAAAGGUAAAGACGACAUGAAUGUGUAUCUCGUUAUAGGUAAAAGGAAUGCCUAGAUAGAAAUAAUAUUUACAGCGAAAAGUAGAAUCUGUGAUUUAAUUGUAUAUUUUUGUGUAUGGUAAUAAUUGUAAGAGAAUAAGUAAUUUGUACACUUGUAGUAAUUUAAGAAAAGAUGCUUUUUUACCAUAUUUAUUUAGGCGUACUUUGUAGGGCUUGAAUAAAUACUCUGAGUGCUUUUGAAUAAGUCUCGUAAUUUAUUGUUAGUUGAGCUUUUGUGUCUGUAUUCGUAUAGGCAUCGUACGUGUUUGUAUAGAGGUGAGAUUUACUCGAAUAUGCGUCCAGAAAUCUCCUUGCCUACAUUGUGAACAUGUGACCAGUGAUCUAGUCUGCAAUUUGUCGUAAGGUGGCCCAUGUGUACUAAGCGGAGUUAUUAAACAAAUUGGAGGGGGCUUAAGUUAUUUUGGCGUAUUUUGAAUCAAUUAUUGUACACCAAGCUACUAAUUGAGUUUACUCGUAUAGCUGUAAACAAGGAAUUUAAUGAGUUGUUAAAAUGCUAUGACCACGUGAGGCUACCUUAAUAUUUAUUAAAAUAAAUUUUAAUUAUACACUACAUUUAUAUUUAUUACACUUUUGUAUAUAAAUUAGCUAUUUGACCUUGGUGGUAAGAUUAUGUUCUAAAGGAGUAAACAAUACUAAAUUAUUAUAGUAGUGAGGAGAUAGAUGCGUUUUAGUUGUUAAGGUAAAUUAUUUGAAUGUUAAUAAAAACAAUGGCCCUAACCUUAUGGCUCAAAUACGGCCUGAUCGUUUGUGUCGACCAAUAUCCCGUAAAAACUAUCUUUACACUCGGUUACCUUUGUCCCACUUACUCUAGAAAUCAGAGGUAAGUUCAGAAUCAACGUGAUCUAAGCGAUGAAAUUUACCACAUUUAUAGAGAAAAUAUUUUUAACUAGUGAUUUAAAAAAAAUUUCAUGCGAAUACCAAUUUCAUAAAACAUCACGUUUUAUAUAACCAAAUUGGUUAGUUUGGCUGAUCAGAAUAUUUUUAUUUUAAAAUGGCAGUACCUUUGACAUUUCGAAGAACUCGGUCCAUGGUUUAUUUUCGGAAUAUUUUAGUUUAAUGGAUAACUUAUGUAAACCACGCAUUAACUAAAAUUAUGUACCCUAAAAUUUAUAUUUAAGACAUUGUUACGCACAAAGUCUCCCUAUUUGUUUUGGUUUCCUUUUUACGCUUUUUUGGGAUGUCAGGGCAAUUAAGCACUUUUUGAGGCAUAUAUUAUUAGUUAUGGUUAAUUGUGCAUGUUUGCUACAAACGCUCUGUGAUACAUUGUACACAAUAUGUUCUGUCGUUUAACACAUUAUUAUCGUAAUUUCUUAUGAUCAAUCUAAGCAAUUUUGAUACUUUAUAACAUUUCAACCGAUAUAAUGAGCGAUGUGUUACUGAUUGAAAUAUCAUUAUGAUUGAUUACAACUUUAUUUGUUCCGUACGGAUACUAGUUUUAGACCCGUAUUAAUAAACAGAUCACUCUGAACUCGACAUGCAUCUAAGUUCUCCUGUAGUAACACAUUAUAAUCAUCGGCACCUUUGAACUGACUGGAGACUUAUCUUGUCUUAGUUUAAGUCUGAGUGACGUUUAUUAACAAACGGAAACUUUGACAACUCUCAAAUGUUCAAUGUGUAAUAAUCGAGGCACUCAAAUGUUAUUUAUUAAUAAAUACAGAUCGAGAUGACGCUUGAGACGGAUUUAUUAGUACGGGCUUUAACGUUUUCUUCAAACUUUUUAGAUUUACUAACACUUUUACAAAUAUAUAUAUAUAUAUAUGUAUUAUUUAUAUACCGUAGCGUAAAACGGUAACUUUAUACAAGUUACUGAUCCCAAAUGAAGGUUGGAUUCUACUUGAAGCAAAUCGUACCAUUGCUUAGUGUGUUUAUUGCACCACUGAAAUUUAUGAAUGCGGCUUGGUGCUCUGGUGCAAGUCGGGUUCAACCUUUAAUAACCUAGUAGGUAAUCUUCCAUCUUAUGAUAAAAGCCUUAUAUUAAUAUACAUUCCACUUGUAUUUUAACUAUUUGCCUUCAAAACGUAUGUAUUUGGACUGUUGACAUAUUCGCUGGCUGUCUGACAGGACCCUAGGACCAAAACUGGAAACUAUGUAGAUAUAAUUAGCUCUCUUUGAAAUUUACCUCUUUGUAAAGCAUAGAUUCUAUCUUAUUUAUUAAAUUAAAUAUAUUAUAAAUAUACAUACCGUAUUUAAAAAUUAAACAAUUAUAUUAGAGAACAUAUUUGUGAUGAUUAUACGAAAUUCACGUAGUUUUAAUAGAAUUGUAAAGUCGUUCAUACAUAACUCUCUUAUGAAUGACAACUUAAUUGUUGACCCCUUUACGUACGUAUCUUGUUCAUUCGUUGUAGACUUUACAAAUCGUGAUUAAAAGAGACGGACAAAUUUAACGAAAGUUGAUGUGGACAGAUUAUUUCACAGCUUUUGCACGAAGUUUGUUUUAUGCUAAUAACUUUCAAACAUUCCUCGAGUUUUGUGUAGGUAAUCGUUUUGAAAUUGAUUGAGUGCCAUCUAUUGAGUCUGGGGAGAACUAACAGUAAGAAAAUAGCGCGUACCAUGACAUAAAAUUCAUUGUAAACAUUUUAAACGAUGCCGCUGCCGCUGUCGAUGUAUUCAGGUUUCUGUGACCUGUUUGGUGCACAUUAACUUUGGUUGAAUUUGCCGAAGCUGAAUAUUUCGAAAUUGACUUCCUAUGCCUUCGAUGUAGAUUAGGCAUUUAUGUAAAGUGGACAUUUACUUAUUGAAAAAAAUUGAGGCGAGUUGAGUUUCAGUGCCGUCAAAUUUCACUGCAGAACUGUUUUUACGGAAUAAAUAUAAUCAGGCUGCAAACUUGUAGGUACAGCCGUCGAUAAAGAGGGUUAUCGGUUUCUAAACAUAGCGUUCGUGUAGUGUCUCCAAAAAUAUGUAGUAGUAGCGCAUGUACGUGAAGUAUCCGAUUGGCGAUGCUAUCUAAGUGUGUAACAUUCAAGGCCAGUGUUCCUAACCUGCUAACGAUAAAGAUUUUAAAUAUUUACUUAUCUCGAAUUGUUCGCUGUUUUUAUACUAAUUUUCUUAACAGCGACGAGAGAAUGUUACAUUCCCUGUGCCUAAUGCUUGCCACAAAACCUCUGUAGACACCUUGGCUGCGCUGAAUAAUAAUAAUAUUAAUCGUUUAUUAGGAAAAUUAACGAAAUGUAUGGUAUGUACUCAUACUUGUAAGGGCGUCACACACGGUCAAUCAUUAAAGUCUGGAAUAUAAUAUAUUGAAUUAAAAACUGUACUGAAAAUAUAAACCAUUUUUUGUUGAGCCAUAAUUGGUUAAUAAUAACAUGCGCCUUGCAAAUAUAUUUUAAAAGAUUUAAAAUGUAUUUGCAAGGCGCAUCAACAAUGCUCGUGGUCGACCGUGUGUAGGCGCUCUAUAUCGGAUCAUUGGAAAGACUGUAAUGCUUGGUGAGUCUGAAUUCUACAUAUAGGCUGAUGUCAGAGUCUGUCGCCCUUGAGGCCCGUUUGCAGGAUCUAGCUUCACGGCGAAUAAACUUGGGUACGCCUGUUUUGUAGGCAUAAACGAUACCUUUUCGAAUCGUUAUCCCUGCACUUCAACCGUUAAAGUCCAUCCAGCUGAUCAACGGUCAACGUGAGUCAUAAGCUAUUCAGUGCUAGGGUUACAUUCGCCAGUGUUGACCGCAAGCGCGACUCUGAAAUCCGGUAUAUUUAUAUUAAUAGCCAGACUUGACAUUGUAUAAAAAAUUAGUGAAGUUGAGGUCAUAAUGUUGAUCGAUUAUGUUGUGCAAAUAAUUAUAUUUCAUUUUAAUCUGUAAUCUUGUGUAGUUUAUAUCUAAAAUAAAUAUCAAUCUUGACUUAAUUAAUUGACCUGUGAUCUCAGAUAUUCUUAUUCCAAUUAAAAAAUAUAAAGGAAUAGCAAUGUAGGUAAUGUGAAUUCAGAUUCCAAAUGCACUGCAAUGUAAAGAAAGCAAUUUUCCACAUUUGCAAAACGAAAAUUGAGUGAAUGAUUAUUUAUUGUAAAAUGAAGUGUUCGUGUUUUUGCGAAUACGAGAUGUAUUUAUCGGUCUAAUUGUAAAAAAAUAUGUAUU
Hyposmocoma kahamanoa is the source of this 8620-nucleotide messenger RNA. It is a transcript of the gene Ac13E, whose product is annotated as adenylate cyclase type 9. The transcript has 8 exons. The record is from RefSeq and is a predicted model, not a curated record. Gene Ontology annotation, molecular function: adenylate cyclase activity. Bases 203 to 4552 code for a protein of 1449 amino acids. Gene Ontology annotation, biological process: intracellular signal transduction; adenylate cyclase-activating G protein-coupled receptor signaling pathway; cyclic nucleotide biosynthetic process. Lineage: Eukaryota; Metazoa; Arthropoda; Insecta; Lepidoptera; Cosmopterigidae.